Capronia coronata CBS 617.96 is the source of this 1020-nucleotide messenger RNA. RefSeq lists its product as uncharacterized. Gene Ontology annotation, cellular component: P-body; nucleus. Lineage: Eukaryota; Fungi; Ascomycota; Eurotiomycetes; Chaetothyriales; Herpotrichiellaceae. The record is from RefSeq and is a predicted model, not a curated record. Bases 1 to 1020 code for a protein of 339 amino acids. Gene Ontology annotation, molecular function: hydrolase activity; RNA 7-methylguanosine cap binding. Gene Ontology annotation, biological process: deadenylation-dependent decapping of nuclear-transcribed mRNA. The transcript is spliced from 2 exons.
AUGGCUUCUAAGCCGGAAAGCAAAUCAGAUGCCGAAGCCCUUGUCCCUCAAUUCCAACUCGAGAAAGUGCUAAAUCAAGACCAGAAUGGCCGGCGUAUAUCCCUUCUCGGGACUAUCGCUGCUCAACCUGCACUCAUCAUCUUAGAGCGGGCGGCCUUCCCUACGGAGCCAACUUUGAUCUCAAGCCUUCUGGCCUCGCUCACCGGCACCAAAAACCUAGGUGCCAACGAUAUCUACAGGUGGUACAUGGCCAACCGGUCGAUCACGACAACGACAGGGUCCUCAACACACGAGGCCUCGACCUCGGAUUCACAAUUGUCGGAUCUGAAACUGAAUUUGAUCUACCCAUGCACGCCGCAACACGUCCGAAAAUACUCAGCGCAGCGCGUGCGCAUGGUGACCGAGACCUCAGAAAUUUACGCCACGCAUAUCAAGCCGUAUGUAGCGCGCCAGCGAGCCGCCGGCCGCCUGGAAUGGGUGUUUAACAUCCUAGAAGGCCGCACGGAACAAGAAGAUGUCAUUGCGCGGUACGACUGGGACUCACCAUCCGAAUCAGGGUUUCUUCUCCUCCCUGAUCUCAACUGGGACCGCAAGUCGGUCGAAGGCAUGCAUCUUCUCGCAUUGGUGCAACGGCGCAACAUUUGGUCAUUGCGAGACCUCAAGAAAAAGCACAUUCCGUGGCUCAAGAGUGUGCGUGACCAAGUCGUCCUGGCAGCGACUAAGGUCUUCGAGCCCGGGCAGGUCGAGCCCGAUGAAAUCAAAUGCUACAUUCAUUAUCAGCCGACUUAUUAUCAUUUCCAUAUACACGCUGUGCACGUCAUGCUUGAAGCUGGUACGACGCAGAGUGUAGGCAAAGCCUUUGGUCUGGGUAAUAUCAUAUCGCAGCUCGAGACAAUGCACGGGGAUGAAGAGGCAGGGAUGGACACAGUCGAUCUGUCGUACUUCCUAGGCGAAGAACACGAGUUGUGGAAAGGAUGCUUUGGACGGCUGAAGAAUAAUGAGCCGAUUAAGCUGAGAUAG